Xyrauchen texanus (razorback sucker) is the source of this 1075-nucleotide messenger RNA. Its product is annotated as VIP peptides-like. Gene Ontology annotation, cellular component: extracellular region; perikaryon; neuron projection. The transcript has 6 exons. Lineage: Eukaryota; Metazoa; Chordata; Actinopteri; Cypriniformes; Catostomidae. Gene Ontology annotation, molecular function: peptide hormone receptor binding; neuropeptide hormone activity. The record is from RefSeq and is a predicted model, not a curated record. The coding region runs from base 106 to 567 and encodes 153 amino acids. Gene Ontology annotation, biological process: positive regulation of penile erection; positive regulation of protein catabolic process; regulation of sensory perception of pain.
CAAGACCGUCCAAAGGAACUUAAAACAUCACCUGGUAACUUUAGGAGAUUUGACUGGAAGUGUUUCAGGACCACGGUCAGCGGCACGGAUCACAUUAGAUAGCACAUGUUUAAAGCAAUGCGCGUAAGGAACGGCUCUCAGUUUCUGCUCGUGAUAACCCUCUGCAGUGUUUUAUAUGCCCGGACUUUAAGUUUACCCUACGCCUCCAUGAGAGAUACAAGACACGCAGAUGGUCUCUUCACAAGCGGAUACAGUAAACUUCUAGGACAGUUAUCUGCUAGACGGUACCUGGAGUCAUUGAUCGGAAAGCGUGUCAGUGAUGAUUUGAUGGAAGACCAGGCACCAAUGAAGCGUCAUUCAGACGCAAUAUUCACAGACAACUACAGUCGCUUUCGAAAGCAGAUGGCGGUGAAGAAAUAUCUCAACUCCGUUCUCACGGGAAAGAGAAGUCAGGAAGACCCACCCAGCGUGCAGGAAGAAUCGACUGGCGGAGAGGCCACGUAUCGCGAGAGCUAUGAUGACGUCACUGUAGACCGACUUAUGAAUCAUAUACCAAUGCCUCUUUGAGGGCGGAUUGAAGGCAAGAAAACACAACUAUCCAUGGCCAUCAUAGGUUUUCCAUUUACACAGUAGCCUAGGACAUCAGCAUAAUACUAAAACAAUGUGUCGAACAAAAGAAAUGUUACCUAUGACGUCAAUGUUUGCACUGUACAUAGAUAAUAAUCUUUAAUGAGAGCUGUUAGCUUGAAGAUGUACAUAGUUUGCUUUGGCCUUGGAAAAGACACUUAUGCUUUGACAUGUUUCUUGUAAAUUGUAGAUCAAUAAAUGCAUUGAAACAAGCCCUGGACUGGUACAAUGAGAGAACCAUACGUUCGGACCAGAAGACUGACGAUUGGAUGAAAUGUAACACUAUGAUGUAACAUUAUCUCCGUGCAUUUUGUAAACUGAAUUAUUUUGUAACAAUAUUGAUGUUGCUUCUAUGUUAAUUCUAAAUUUAAAGGGUUCACUUGGGGCUGGGAGGGACUUGGGCAUUGGAAAUCUUUAUUUUUGCCAUUCAAAGUAUAAUAAAAGUUUG